This is a messenger RNA of Malaclemys terrapin pileata, 843 nucleotides long. Its product is annotated as flavin-containing monooxygenase 5-like. Gene Ontology annotation, molecular function: N,N-dimethylaniline monooxygenase activity; flavin adenine dinucleotide binding; NADP binding. NCBI's taxonomy places the organism in Eukaryota, Metazoa, Chordata, Testudines, Emydidae. The transcript has 5 exons. Bases 1 to 843 code for a protein of 280 amino acids. The record is from RefSeq and is a predicted model, not a curated record.
AUGGCACAGAAGAGGGUUGCAGUUAUUGGAGCUGGCGUUUGUGGACUGAGCUCCAUUAAAUGCUGCUUGGGCGAGGGGCUGGAGUCCACCUCCUUCGAGAGAAGUGGCGACAUUGGAGGGCUCUGGCGAUUUGAGGAGAAUCCCGAAGAGGGCAGGGCCAGCAUCUACAAAUCUCUCAUCAUCAGCACCUCCAAGGAGAUAAUGUGCUUCAGUGACUUCCCCAUCCCAGAUGAUUUCCCCAACUACAUGCACAACUCCAAAAUCAUGGAGUUUUUCCGCAUGUACGCUGACUACUUCGACCUUCUGAAAUACAUUCACUUCAAGGGGAGGAGAACCAUUGUGGUCAGUGUGACAAAACGCCCGGAUUUCUCCACCACGGGCCAGUGGGACAUUGUCACGGAGACUGCGGGGAAGCAGGAGUCAGCCGUCUUCGAUGGAGUCAUGGUUUGCACCGGCCAUCACACCAACGCCCAUCUGCCACUGGACUCCUUCCCAGGGAUCGAAAAGUUUAAAGGCCGCUACUUCCACAGUCGGGAUUACAAGAAGCCCCAGGAGUUCUCGGGGAAGAGAGUCAUUGUGAUCGGCACUGGCAAUUCAGGAACAGACCUGGCAGUGGAGCUCAGCCACACCGCAGAUCAGAUCUUCUUUAGCACCAGGCGGGGUGCAUGGAUACUUGGUCGGAUUGGAGAAGAAGGGUACCCCAUGGACACAAUUUAUGUCACUCGCUAUAUAGAAUUCCUCUUGCGCAUUGUGCCUCUAUCCCUGCUUAACUACUUUACAGAAAAGAAACUGAAUGCAAAAUUCAACCAUGCAAUCUAUGGCCUACAGCCUGCGCACAGGUGA